Messenger RNA from Monosiga brevicollis MX1, 1114 nucleotides. RefSeq lists its product as uncharacterized. Lineage: Eukaryota; Choanoflagellata; Craspedida; Salpingoecidae. The transcript is spliced from 4 exons. Gene Ontology annotation, molecular function: glycosyltransferase activity. The record is from RefSeq and is a predicted model, not a curated record. Gene Ontology annotation, cellular component: Golgi apparatus. Bases 42 to 1001 code for a protein of 319 amino acids.
GCAAAAAAUGGCAAUGCACACUCUUGGAUGACGCUGAGCCAAUGCAUCCAAGUGCCUGCGACCUGCUGGGUGCCAGCUAUCUUCGGCUGACGACGGCAAACAUCCGCGUCAUGGAGCAAUCCUCCGAUGUCACAGCAGUGGCUCAUCAGGCCAGGGACGAUCAGAACCGCAUCAUCCUCGCUGCCAUUUCUAGCGGCUUUAGCGACUUUAUGUACAACCUCCUGGCCUCCAUCCAGGCCACCGUGGGCACCACUCGACACGCCGUCGUGAUUGCGGAGGACGUUUCCAGCUAUUUCCAGAUGGAGGAGAAACUUCCGGGCCAGGUCCUGCUGGCCACUGAAGAUCUCUUGACCUUUGGCAUGCACAACGCACGCGAAAAGCUUGAGGGCGAUAAACGUGGCCAAAGUUACGGCAGCACUCUCUACCUUUUACUUAUGCGUGCUCGUCCGAAAUAUCUCACACGCAUGCACGACACUGGCGUACACAUGCUUUUUGUUGACGCCGACAUUGCAUUUUUUGAAAAUCCCUAUGCCUGGAUGGAUGCCAACUUGAAGCAGUCCUAUGACCUCCUUGCUUCCAACGACCAUGCCAACUUGCUCUGCGCUGGCUUUGUCUACUACGCCAACACCUCGGUCAUCACGCGCUUUCUCGAGGUCUGGGACCAGCUGGUGGCGCAAGGCGACGGCCGCAACCAGGCAUCUUUCAACAAGGCCCUCAAGCAUCCGGAUGUCACGGGCAUCCAGUUCUAUGAGCUGCCCAGCAGCAAGUUUCCGCACGGCCGCUACUACUUUAAAAAGCACUUUGCAGAAAUGCAAGCAAACCCACCCAUCAUGGUGCAUGCCAACGGCAUGUCCGGCGGUGAUCGCAAGCGUAACGCCUUGCGUCGCAUCGGCAUGUGGAAGCCCGAGCAGUUUGGACAAGACUUUGUUGAAGUCCAUGACGGGAGCGCCGAUCAAGGCGAUGACGACGACGACGACGCAGAUGAUAAUACCACAGAUUAACAAUCCCCUUCCACACAGGCGUGCUUCCACACACUUGUCAGGUCGCUGCCCUUGCGUGCCCAAAGUGGUUCGAGACCGAAGAGCCACAAGGACCAAUAGACUCAGCUGAAGCC